AUAGAGUGUCGUUGACAUACAAGAUGGCGUCGGAGUCAGAAAAAAAGGAUGCACAAGAUACAGAAUUGGAUGAAUUAUUGGACAGUGCACUGGAUGAUUUUGAGAAGACAAAUGUACCUCGUGUCUCCAGUAAUGUGCAACCUAGUGCUGAAGCAAAGGGUGGGCAAAAGUCAUCUUUGAUGGAAGAUAAUCAGUUUUUUGAGUCUCUCUUUGAAGGGGAGAUGGCUAAUCAGGCCCGUGAAGAAUGGGAGAAAGCCAUGGCUGAACUAGCUCAAGAAGAACCAGAGCUACUACAACAAUUUCAAAAGCUCUCUGAGGCUGCAGGCAAAGUGGGUACAGAUGCAGCUUCUCAGCAAGAAUUUGCUUCCUGUCUUAAAGAGACUCUUAGUGGAUUAGCGAAAAACACUGAUAACCUGCAGGCUGCUGGAUUGGCUGGAGAGGAUCUGGCCAAAACUUUAGAAGGGCUGGGAUUGGAUGAAAGUAGUGAAGGAGGUGGGGAUGAUGGCAAUAUUCUGCCCAUCAUGCAGUCCAUUAUGCAGAACCUUCUGUCAAAGGAUGUCCUAUACCCAUCUCUGAAAGAAAUCACAGAAAAGUAUCCUGACUGGUUGAAAAACAACAGGCAUUCCCUCCCCCCAGUGGACAUCCAUAGAUAUGAGCAGCAACACAGAAUUAUGGGAGAGAUAUGUAGCCAAUUUGAAAGAGAUGGAGAUGGGCAAAGCAACUUUGAGAGCAUUCUAGAACUUAUGCAGAAGUUACAAGACUUGGGCCAGCCACCAAAAGAACUAGCUGGAGAGGCACCACCUGGUUUAAACUUUGACCUGGAGUCUCUGCAUCUUCCUGGAACACAAGGAGCAGUGGGAGCUGAGCAAUGCAUAGUCAUGUGAUUUGACCAAGCUUGCUGUGUUUUCACAGUAUGAUGUUAAGAAAAUGCUAGAGAGUGCUCUAUUCUCUGUGCCCUUCCUGUGUACAGGUUGGAGCUUUGGAGUGUGUCUGAAUCGUCCACACCUUUUAAAAGAUCUUCUACUUUCACGUUUCAUUUCUUUUAGUUGAUGUGGAACAGCUUGUUAAAUAUUUUUAAUGCAGGUUUGAUAUUUUUUUCCCCAUGAGCUGAUAGUUUGGCAUUAGAUUUCCACCUAAUGCUUAUCUUAACAGCUUAACAGCUAGAUAUUUGUGCCUGUAUUGUCAAGUCAUGCCAUAAAAUAAUACCUUGAGAGGUGGGUGAUCAAGCUUUAAAAGUAUAAUUAAUUUACAAUUAAGAAUACCUGUAGAUUUUCAAAGGGAGGAUGAUCGAUCAUUGGACAAAUAAGAUCUAUUAAUUUUAUGCACUAUGGUUAUACUGAUAAUUCUAUAUAUUUUUAAUUAAUUGUGUUUACUUGAUGGGUGCAUAUUAAAACCUUGUCCAGUUGUGUGUGGUUUCACAAAACUAAUUGGUGACUAAAACUGACUUCAAAUUAUUUUCCUAAUAGUAAAAUUAGUUAAGAGUGCCUUUUAUGAUGUGAGCCUGUCUUAGAGCCAAUUAAUGCAGGCUUGUGUUUUUUGCAGUCAGGUAACAAAGUAUAUGAUGGAUAAAUAUUAUUCCUCUUAAACUGGGUAAGGUUGGCCACUUUAUUUCUUGUCUUAUCAAACUGUACAAAUGGAGGGUUAGGGAAGUGGUAACAUUUGGGAUAAAUGAAAGCCAUGUAUAUCUGUAGACACCCCACGUAGAUAAAACACCUAUACCAUAACGUCAGCUGGUCCUCAAAAUGCAUCAGUUAAAGUGUCUUAUUUCACAGGUAGUGGUGUUCAGCAUUCUGUUCUCUAUUAGCAUUUUAAAACAUAAUUAUUCGUGAAUAUAGCCCAGAGAAGGGGUGGGAGUGAAAAAGACUAUUUUGAAAUGUGGGUGGCUUUAUAAUUUUAUACAUCUAUAUGUAUACAGCUGUUGGAGCUAUUUAUGUAAGCUGGAACAGUGGAUAAGUGAUCAUCGCAUGUGUGAUGGUGAAAGGACAAAAGGUGCGAAAAUGGAUUGCAGUAAGAGAAGUGGGCACUUGGGGGGUUUGGACACCUGUACAUGUAAAAACACUUGAAUUCAGCUAAAAAGCUCACCCACAGUGAACAUAUGUGGAAAAUAAAAUCUGAAAGAGAAAAGGGAUUUAUGUACUGUGUUGCUGUCUUCUGUUUAGAUUCCUCAUCACAGGCAAAAGUUGUCUUUCAUGUGCAUAUUACAAGAAUAUUUUACUUAAAAUCAGGAGGAGAGAGUGAAUUGCAUUGUUGGUAGCUCUUACUUAGCUAUAGGAAGCUUGUAAAAGUAUACUGGGAAAAGAGAAAUGCAUUUUUUUUUCUUGUUUACAGUCAUACGUUACUAGGUUGAUAUUUGUCUGUACUUGCUAAAACUAAAUAUAUGAAUACAAUGAAGUCAGACCUUUA
Molecule: messenger RNA, 2403 nt
Organism: Electrophorus electricus (electric eel)
Lineage: Eukaryota; Metazoa; Chordata; Actinopteri; Gymnotiformes; Gymnotidae
Gene: pex19
Product: peroxisomal biogenesis factor 19
Biological process (GO): protein import into peroxisome membrane
Cellular component (GO): peroxisomal membrane; peroxisome
Source: RefSeq, a predicted model, not a curated record